This is a messenger RNA of Perognathus longimembris pacificus (Pacific pocket mouse), 1631 nucleotides long. RefSeq names its product protoporphyrinogen oxidase (gene Ppox). The record is from RefSeq and is a predicted model, not a curated record. Gene Ontology annotation, cellular component: mitochondrial inner membrane. Bases 156 to 1589 code for a protein of 477 amino acids. Gene Ontology annotation, molecular function: protoporphyrinogen oxidase activity, oxygen as acceptor. Gene Ontology annotation, biological process: heme biosynthetic process. The transcript has 13 exons. NCBI's taxonomy places the organism in Eukaryota, Metazoa, Chordata, Mammalia, Rodentia, Heteromyidae.
GGGGCGGGGGUAAAGCACUGGCUGAGCUCCUUCCCCUCCCGAGUGCCGGAAACCCAACUCCUCCGAAUUCUAGCCUGCUGUGGCCCCGUGAUCCUGCCCCAGGCAGAUAGCGUGGGCGGGGCCCUUAUCUGCAAACUCUGGAACCAGGCUUUCCAAUGGGCCGGACGGUGGUGGUGCUUGGUGGAGGUAUCAGUGGCUUGGCUGCCAGUUACCACCUGAGUCGAGCCCCCUGUCCCCCUAAGGUGGUUCUAGUGGAGGGCAGCAAGCGUUUAGGAGGCUGGAUCCGCUCAAUCCGAGGGCCUGAUGGUGCCAUCUUUGAACUUGGACCUCGGGGAAUUAGGCCUGCUGGAGCCCUGGGCGCCCGGACCCUGCUCCUGGUUUCUGAGCUUGGCCUGGACUCAGAAGUGUUGCCUGUUCGCGGAGACCAUCCAGCUGCCCGGAACAGGUUCCUGUAUGUUGAUGGCGCCCUGCACCCUCUACCCACUGGCCUCAGGGGGCUACUCCGCCCUUCACCCCCCUUCUCCAAACCUCUGUUUUGGGCUGGGCUGAGGGAUUUGAUGAAGCCCAGGGGCAAAGAGCCUGAUGAGACUGUGCACAGUUUUGCCCAGCGCCGCCUUGGACCUGAGGUGGCAUCUCUAGCUAUGGACAGUCUCUGCCGUGGAGUAUUUGCAGGCAACAGCCGUGAGCUUAGCAUCAGGUCCUGCUUUCCCAGUCUCUUUCAAGCUGAGCAAACCCAUCGUUCUGUAAUACUGGGCCUCCUGCUGGGGGCAGGUCAGAGGCCACAGCUGGACUCAGCACUUGUUCGCCAGGCUCGUGCUGAACGCUGGAGCCAGUGGUCACUUCGUGGAGGGCUGGAGAUGUUGCCUCAGGCUCUUGACACCCAUCUGACUGGUAGAGGGGUCAGUGUUCUCAGAGGCCAGCCAGUCAGUGGGCUCAGCCUCCAGGCAGAAGGGCGCUGGAAGGUGUAUCUAGGGGACAGCAGUCUGGAGGCUGACCACAUUAUUAGCGCCAUUCCAGCUUCAGUGCUCAGCAAGCUGCUUCCUGCUGAGGCUGAACCACUGGCUCGUGUCCUAAGUACCAUCACUGCUGUGUCUGUAGCCGUAGUGAAUCUACAGUACCAAGGAGCGCAUCUACCUGUCCAGGGAUUUGGACAUUUGGUGCCAUCCUCAGAAGACUCGAGUGUCCUGGGAAUUGUGUAUGACUCAGUUGCAUUCCCAGAGCAAGAUGGGAAACCCUCAGGCCUCAGAGUGACUGUCAUGUUGGGAGGUUCCUGGUUACAGAAGCUGGAGGCUAGUGGCUGUGUCUUAUCUCAGGAGCUGUUCCAACGGCAGGCACAGGAAGCAGCUGCAACACAACUGGGACUUAAGGACCCACCAAGUCACUGUUUGGUCCAUCUACACAAACACUGCAUCCCCCAGUACACAUUAGGCCACUGGCAAAAACUGGAGUCAGCCAUGCAAUUCCUGACUGCUCGGAAGUUGCCACUAACUCUGGCUGGAGCCUCCUAUGAGGGAGUUGCUGUCAAUGACUGUAUAGAGAGUGGGCGCCAGGCAGCAGUCACUGUCCUGGGCACAGAGCCCAACAGCUGAUCACCGACUUCCACUCAUGGAAAUAAACGUUGCUGGAGCUGA